CUUCAGAGUAGGAUCGGGAGAAAUGUAAUAGCCUUCUUUCUUAGCACGACARAACAGCUGUUUUCCAUGUUUCGUUUCGGUUUUGUUGGAUCUCUGGUUUUCUCCAUCCGUUUUAACUGAACASUGCAACAUCUGUUGAGAACUUUAUUUUGGAUAGAAUUCGGUCGAAUUCGGUCUCUCUUGACAGAGAUCACACCACAAUGUACAAAUGCUGGGGAGUCUUCGUCUUGUACUAUUUUSUUUCAUUCGUGGCUACACGGCCUGAAACAGAGCUCCCAUCACCAAGAAAUGUGACUUUCUCUUGGACGAACGAGWUCUGCUGGGAGCUUUCAUGGAGUCUACCGGAGAAUGUUGAUAGUCAGAGAUGUAAAUACCAUAUAACACAGGUGAGCCACCUGGCCAGAAUACAAAAGAACAWAAMCAWKRYCAGGAAGGAAACCCGGUUAGAGGAGUGUUAUCCUCUCAUGGGAGGUGUGCGUUUCYUCAUACAAACUCAGUGUGAUCACAGUAAACGGAUGAGUCAAACUGUAGUUCACACCAUCCCKGCCCCCACAGAGUUGGUGAAGAACUUCAAAUGUUUUCUCUACUCCUCUAAUGCCAUGAACUGCAGCUGGCUCCUAGCCAAUCAGGUCCCAGAAGACCUCCAGCUUUACUAYGGGUUCAAAAAUAUGAGUAAGGUAUCAGAAUGCAAUGAGUACCUGUACAACGGCAAUCAGAGGACAGGAUGUCAUCUGAGAGGAGACUUCCACAUACGGAUCUUCUUCCAGGUCAAUGGGACUCUCAACGGUUCAUCGGUACGGAAUACCUUCGAGCUGAAUCCUGAGGAGCAUGUGCAGCCCAUACCUCUUGAAUUGAAGAUCACAGAGGAAGGGAGCAAUCUCAAUAUUAGCUGGAUUUCCCCAGAAAUAAGACAUCCACRCUGUUGGAAGUACAUCAUCAACUAUACCAGAUGUAAAACACCUGAGAGUAAGUCCUUAGAAGAGAAGACUUGGAUCAUGGUGAACUAUGACCCUCACUGUCAGUACCGUGUUCGCAUUAAACCCAUCUUUUUACAUGGGUGUGGUAUUGGAGAGGGUGACUGGACUGAGGAGGAAAUAUAUGGUAAAGAUGGGAAUCGGGAUUGGCACCUGCAUGUUGCAGCCAUCUUCAUUUCAGUCAUGGCGGUUAUAGUUUCCAUCCUGGUUUGUUUYUGUAUAAGGAAAUACAAGGACAAGAUCCUCCCCAAAGUUCCCAAGCCAACCAACCUCAUCAGUGAUAUGUUCAACAACAACAAUGAGAUGAGCGUUAAUGAGAACCUCUACAUCCCAGCACAAGAGGAAGUAGACUGUAAGAUCACCCUAGUACAAGACCCUCUUCCUCAGCAGUCGUGAGAAACAACAUGAAUAUACAGUGAACCUGUGGACAAGCUGGUAGUGGCCCAGCAGACUGGGAGGACCUCAGUGUUUUAAUCUUGUGUGGUGGUGGCUUUUUGACUCAACAUGAGAUACUUUGAGAAUUAACACCGGUAACCGGGAUCCCGGGACUGUCCCAGGACCACUCUUCACAUUUCCUGAAAAAAUAAAAUGACARGACCCGAGAAAUUACAACAUUWCCCACCAAUGUUGCACUAAUGCAAUUCCACAAAAUACACAUGCGCAGCAGUAAAUUAGCUAAAAAUAAAAUAGCACAUUAUCCAAACAGGUAAGCCUUUACCUUAGCUUAUUUACUUCACACAAAGUCUCAUUUAAAUUCAAAGCACACACAUCACUUGACACUGCUUGACUGCACACGAGAACCGAAUGCAGUAGAGUUAUCUUCAGAACUGAAAAUUCAUCCC
Molecule: messenger RNA, 1816 nt
Organism: Salvelinus sp. IW2-2015
Lineage: Eukaryota; Metazoa; Chordata; Actinopteri; Salmoniformes; Salmonidae
Source: RefSeq, a predicted model, not a curated record